AAGACGCGGCUGAGUUAAUGGUCGCGCAACGUGUUAGGUUUUUUAUGUAGUCCUAACACAUUCUGAAUACAAUCCUGCUACCUUUCAGUUUGAACUAUCAAGUUCUUUCAGUCUCACUUGUUGAUGUAAAUUAUCGUCGAUCUUCACCACUAAAAGUUAAAUAAAAAAAUGUGAUCAGAUUGAUUAGGUCUCAUAAUUUUGCCAUGAGAAUAUGAUCACUGCUGUUCCGCCAGAUCCCUACUCAAACACUGUAAAGACAAAUCUUUCAUAUGGGUUUAACCUAGCAGAAAGCAUCCAUGUUAAUUCGACCGGGAAGAUAACUUCAAAACAAAGGAUACAUCUUGUGCAAACUAAGACGUCACAUCAGAGUGAUUCCACAUUACAAAACAGCAACAAGUUUUCGAUGUUCUGUUUAUCCGUUUAGUAAAGAGACAAAAAUCGCUUAUAGAACUGCUCAUAGUCAUAUUCAUUGUACAACUGCAGCGAGAAAAAAAUUGUUACAUAACUCUGUUUCAAGUCAUAGUCGCAUAUUUUCCAUAUCUUUUCUGUCUGUUACUGACCGUAUAUAAUCUGCCGUAGCCAAUUUAGAAAUUUAUCUCCAUCAUGUUAGUAAAUUUUCCAGGAUAGAGCAAGUUGCCUUAUGAUAGACCAGCUCUCCCUCUCAUCUCUUUAGCUGUACAACUAGCUAUCCAGUCAAUAAUCUCUUUGGAGUGCAGAUCAACGUAUGUUCACGGUAACUGGUGAACUAAAGCGACGAUAGAAAUGAAGGAGAAUGAGUGUAGAAUGCAGUAAUAGAGAGUAUAAUAAUAAGUUGCGUUAUUCGAAGUCUUGCUCACCAGUGUAGAUCACCAACGUAAAUGGUGUGUCAAAUGGUCGGGGGCCAACUAACGUUAAAGUAACACAUUACGGUCAGCGCCUAACGUGGAUUAACAUUCGUCGUAUCUAAGUACUGUUGCUAUCUUAAUGACCGUGCGGCCCGAAUCACGUCAUUACAAAAAUAUAUUAGUAAGGAUAGGUACAAGGAAUCGAGUGCGACCGCCAACACAUGGGCCAGUUCAUGGCGUGCAAUUAACUGAUGCGUGUUAGUUGUCGUUGACCUUAACGAGGACCGGUGCACUGCUCGAUAUUCAGUGACCCUACUACCGGAUGAUUUAGCUAUGGCCCAGUGACAUUUCACUGCCUAUACAUGAAUAAUGUCCUCGUUUUUCUGACGAAUUACGACUUAUAGUAAUUGGCUGACUAACUGUGAUCCCUGUAUCAAACCAUUCUUUUAUAGCUAUGAAGAUAUCAAAAUACUAUCCUGCGUGGUUGUUUUAUGUAACCCACCUUGAAUUGUAAUUCCCCUACCAUUUCUCAGUUUCUGUCAACAAUGGUCAAUGUAUAUACUUAUGGCCUUCAUCGAAAGUUUUUUUCGUAGUCUGUUAUUUCAACUGCUUUCAUAAAUCGCUGAAAAAUGACAAUUCAGCUAUUUCUAUAAAAAUUGACAAAUGGUGACACGACACUAUCUAGAAAAACCAAACUCAGGGAAUUCUACUGCUAACAAAUUUUGUUCGAGUGAUAAGCCAAAACCCUAAGUCAGGAGAAAGUAGGUAUGCUACUCUAGUUACCGUUUCAUGAAAAUAAAGUAGUUUGUAUGAUGUGCUUUCGACUCCCGAAUUAGUAGAUAAGUUGCAUUCAAAAGCAAUCUUGGUGUUUAAAGUUUAGUUGUAAAGAUUUAUAUACAUACAUAUGUUUCAACUAUUUUAUUUUAGGUUUUUGGGAAUUAAUUGAUGGCCACUAAUCGAACAGCUCACGUUAUUGUGCUUGGUGAUCUCGCACGAUCACCAAGAAUAUUGUCCCAAGCUCAGUUUUUGGCUCGUGAUGGUUGGGAUGUAACUAUAUCAGGAUACAAAACUGAAAUAAUAAACCCGUUGAAUUUUAAAUUGAAAGUCCUGGGUAUACCUAUGUGUCCGAAUUUCAAAGCUCUACAUUUCCCUUCGUUUAUGGUUCUUAUCCUCAAGUUUAUUUUUACGGCUGUAGCACUCUUCUGUCAUCUUACUAGACACUGCCGUAGCCGUUUAAUUUUGGUUCAGAAUCCUCCUGCAGUACCAACUUUUUUGAUUUUAUGGUUAUUUAUCAAGAUUACGGGGAAGAAUUUAGUUAUUGACUGGCACAACUAUGGUUAUACUCUUGUGGAGCUAAAUGCGCCGAGAAAAAGUUUAUUCACGCGGUUGUACUACAUAUUGGAAGUUGACUUCGCAAGUCGCUUUAUGUCCAGAAUGUCCGAUCGUGUUGCGAACAUUUGCGUAUCAAAAGCUUUAAAGUACGAUAUGGGAAUGAAAUCAAUAGAAGCAACUGUUUAUUAUGAUCGUCCUGCAGAAGAAUUCAAACCUACACCUGUAGAUGUUGCCCACUGUUUGUUCUUGAAACUCAGCGAUCAAUACUCAGUGUUUAGAAACAAACUAGAUUCAUGUCGAUUCACACGCUUUACUGAGAUAACUGCUUUACCGACUAAUACCAAGAACAAUGAGCCCCAUUGGCGCCCAGAUCGCCCAGCAUUGGUUGUUAGUAGUUGCAGCUGGACACCUGAUGAUGACUUCACGUUGGCAAUUAAAGCACUGGGAAUCUACGACAAGGCAGCUGAAAAACCAGAUUCAGGUUUACCCAGUAUUGUGUUUGCUGUAACAGGUCGUGGUCCAUUACAAAGCUACUAUGCAAAAUUAAUAAAAGAACAAAAGUGGAAACAUGUGGAAGUCAUUAUGUUGUGGCUUGAGUGGUCAGAUUAUCCCGUUUUUCUUGGAUGUGCUGACUUAGGACUUAGCAUACAUCGAAGUUCCUCGGGACUGGAUUUACCCAUGAAAGUAGUUGACUUACUUGGUGUGAACGUCCCUGUCCUGGCGCUAGGUUAUACAACACUAAGUGAAUUGAUGGAGGAUAAUAAAUAUGGCUUAUUUUUCGAAACUGGCGAACAAUUAGCUGAUCAAAUGUGUGACUUGUUGAAACCACCCCGUAAUUCUACAGUCCAAUAUACUUAUGAAGCUAGCCGUUUUUUAUCUGUUGGGUCAGAAAAAUUAAUUCAUUUUCGCGAAUGUUUAGCUGAAAGAAACAAAAACCUGAUUAGAGGAUUUACCUACUGGAAAAAUACUGCAUUACCAGUGUACGAAAAAGCAGUUCAUACUAAUCCCUAUAAAAACAAAGAUAAUUAGAUGGUAAUACAUAAUACGAAUCUUU
Messenger RNA from Schistosoma intercalatum, 3210 nucleotides. Lineage: Eukaryota; Metazoa; Platyhelminthes; Trematoda; Strigeidida; Schistosomatidae. The record is from the annotation of a GenBank genome assembly.